UUCCCAUAAUUAAACGUCACGCUCACUCAACCAUUCAAGGACUCUCAAUCCUCCAAAAGACCUUGCCCUGUUCACCAAUUGUUUUCCACGACCCGAAUCAUCCGAACCUCUUCUAAUGUCUGCUUCUCCCUUGCAAGCCGACGUAAAUGCUUAAGCAGAAUCUCGCUGCCAGAAAUCACUACGAUGCCCGCUGGAAUCAUACAAUCCGCCUUCCCACAACUACACCGCCGCUCCUCCUCCUCAACCGACAUCUCCAAGUCCCCGAAGUCAGGCUCGCACACAGCCGGCACAACUACGCCCACUAAACCCGCCGCGAAAUCGCCAAAGCCACAGCGACCACAACCCGUGCGCGCAGCCUCCCACCCAGGACCCGCACCCGUCUCUAGACCCGCACCAAAAAAGCAGCCCGCACGCGCAUUCGGCACAAACUACCGCGUCCGCCGCACGCCCCCCGGGACACCGCCAAACGAGCGCGUCCCAUCGACGACCACCCCCUCGCCAUUCGGCUCACCCGCGCACCCCUCCGUGCGCGACUUCGCCAAGAUAGCCGCCUCAGCAUCGCCGGCGCACUCGCCGCCCACGCGGCGGAAGCCCGUGUACUCGCUGCACGAAGCGGAUCCCGCCGCAAAAGGGAGGCCCGAGGUAGUGUAUACGCACGAAGAGCUGCUGAAGCGACUGAACACGAUUGGGGAGGACGAGGAGACGGAUGUGGAUCGGGUGAAGACGGUGGAGCGGGCGGCGGGGAUGGAUUGGGAGGAGCAGCGGAGAAGGAAGGAGGAGAGGGAUAUGGAGGAGUGGAAUCGGAAGGAGGCGAAGAAGGCGCAGAAGGGGUUGGUGAGGGGUUUUAGUUGGAAGGGGGUUAAGAAGACGAUGGGGGGGUUUCGGUGACACGCUGGGGUGGUUGAGUCAGGUCUAUGUGGGUGGAGCUUGUUGGAUGGAAGUUUUGAAAUCGAUCCCUUCUGCACCUCUUCAUUCUCGAAGACUCGAUUCCUCGUUCUUGGAGUGUAAGCAUUUUCCAGUGGCCAUACUCGUUGUUUGGAGUAUAGGACCGAGUUCGGGAGUAUGUGUCCCCGAUCAGCAUUACGUCCAGCAGACAACGCCAGAAGUGACAGCGGGCUUCGAUCU
Molecule: messenger RNA, 1125 nt
Organism: Paraphaeosphaeria sporulosa
Lineage: Eukaryota; Fungi; Ascomycota; Dothideomycetes; Pleosporales; Didymosphaeriaceae
Exons: 1
Coding region: 184-888 (234 amino acids)
Source: RefSeq, a predicted model, not a curated record